CCUCGAUCAACAUCAACACCCCCCAGUUGUGCGCGCAACCGACUCACGCUCCUUUCAUCCACAGUCCUGCGCAUGAUUGACAAUGGCAAAUAACAGGGGCACCUGCCUCUACACCGAGGCGCGACUUAACAUUCAGCCCGCAUACCCAGGUUCGACCAUCGCUUUCACUCUACCCGCAACUACGACUUCAACCUUCGGCACGCGUACACAACCCAAGCGGAGCGUUGUAAAUGACGAGAGCAUCGGCCAGGAUGAGGGCGAAUUUGCGAGACGUCAUCUAGGGACCGAUGGGUCCAUGUACUUCAGGCGGAAACAGGAUUCUUACCCGAGAUCUUUGCUUUGGCGACUCCUGGACAAACGAAAGGCCCUCGAGAUACAGGCGGUGGAUCUCGACCAGGAUUCCAGAGGCACACAUGAAGCAAACCUCACCAUAAUUCUACAGUUCUCCGCGCCGAUUCGACCAUUCUGCAUCGCCUUCGCCGAACCAGACGAUCGAGACGCGGUUACGAUAUUUGCCAUCACCUCUGCCAACGACCUAUAUUCAAUAACCCUGCAUCGCGAUUUCUUCAGCAACCCAACCGCCUCGGAGCAGGAUAUUGGCGAUUGGUGCAAGAGGUCUUCCAUCAACCAAUUUGUCCUCCGUGUUCCGUACCGCCUCACCGCUUUGAAUCACAACGAAUUGCUGGUGUCGUUGGACAAUGGAGGGAUAUUACAGCUAAAAAGAGAUGCCAAAGAUGAACUCGCGUGGUCGGAGAUCCUUUAUCAACAGAGCAGCUGGACAGGCUCUGUGCGAGGUUGGCUACCAUGGAAGGGAGAGCAGAAGAUACGAUUCGACAACACGGACUUGGACGCAACUGCCGCCGCCGCAGUCGCAUUGUCCCCCGACAAACAGCACAUUUUCUCUGUCUGCCUGAACCACCGGCUCCGUGUAUGGAACAUCGCAUCUGGCAGACCGGGCCUCCAGUUGGACCUCCUUGGUGAACCGAUUCAUACCAACGAGAAGACAACGCCGUAUUUCAUUGGACCCUCACAGCUGGGGCUUAUGUCGGUUGUCAACAUCCAAGGUGGUGUUGAUGGCGCUCUGUAUCACGUUGUUACCUACUCACCGAAGCAGCACCAGUUCAAAUUCUGGGGCAUCCGAGACGCCGAUGACCUGGAACUUGGAUUCUACGAAGUGAAGCAGGGUGUCGACUUCAUCCCGCCUGUUGACGAGCUAAUGGACUCCACGGUCUGGACGUUGGAGGAAUUCAUCAUCAACCCUGGACCGGCCGGGUGGAGGGGCACAGAACUCUGGAUCCGGGCACGAUCGGGACCUAGCAGCAGAGUGUAUUCGCUCAAAUUCGACCUGAAUGAGGAUUCCAAGAAACUAGCCGAGAUAUGGAAGAACGAAUGGGUAUCGGUGGAUUUGGGACCCCUGACUAUCGAUGCAUUGAAGACGAAUCCCUCCAACCCGAGCGAUGCGGAAAUAGAUCCCUCGGAAGCAUUCGAUCUAGCCUCGACAGAAAAAUGGCUCGAUUUCCUAUUCUUCCCAAGCCGAUUCACGACGGCAACACUGGAAACAGCAUUGGUCGUAUUCCAAAGAGGGUUCAGUCAGGAGAAAGGAGCUCAAAUUCCUACACGGGGUUCGCUGAAAGAACGGAUUUGCUCGACUAUUGGAGCAUUUGCAGCUAUCAGAUGCCCUGAAGAUUCUGAUGCGCUUGCGUUUGAAGAGUCCGUGGCUGCUCAGUGGCAAGCGUUCUACGGACUGAUCAGGGAUCUGCACAAACGUCGAGGAGAGUCUUUGUCUCUGGUAUACGAUUUCAAGGAAGAUAUGCCGUGGCUCGUCCAAAGCGACUAUGUCACAGCAAUUCGCCAAUGCAGUGAGCCAGAAACGUUCAGGCUUAACGUCUCUGCACUGUCUUCCUCUCGGUCCCUUAGCGGCCCCCUUCGCAAACAGCUCCCUAACAACGAGACUGGCGACGUAGCGAGAUUGUUGAAUGCAGCGGCCUCCUUCCGACGGGGCCUUCCUACUUCGUUCCAACAACAACUGCAGGAUCAGGUCGAGGCCGAGCUUCUUCAAAGCCAGUCGCUGUCCAUCGUAGACCGCAUGGAGCUGCUCGAGCAGAAUCUCGAUUUGUCCCGUCAGGUCUCUGACGAGGAUCUUUCUUUGCUUGUCGAGGAUCUAGGAAUGGAUGUGAAGGAUCUGACAACGGACAAGUUCCUACACGCCAUCUCCCUGUUGGGCCAGAAAGAGGAAGGGUCACUGAACCGAAAGAGACAAGCAACGCGUUACGGCGUCCAAGCGCUUAUCACUAUUUCUCAGGAAGUUCUCCAACUUAAUUACAGCACCCUGCUGGAUCUUCUGGUCCUGGUCCUGUUCAUGCAGUUCGAAGAGGACCUAUCGGAGGAGUUUGAGGCAUCAGAGGUCUACAUCGAGUUGAUCAACCAGCUCAAGGACUGUGUUGUGUUGACCUGGUUGGCCAGCAAUGCUUGGGCGAACCAAGCCUCGACGGGACCUAGUUCAGAAAACAUGAUGAAGCACCUUUCAGACACGUACAAUCUGUCGCGGAAGCUUCCUCUUACACAGACUGUCCUGGAAGGGAUCUAUGGCCACAGAGCUUUCGACCUUUCAAUACCAAGGGUGCUCAAGAGCAACUUCCUGACAUAUUGGGCAAGAGCAUGGUUGAGUCAAACGUUUGAGCAUCGUGGGUAUGAUGCCACUCUGGACGAUAUCAUGGGAAUAUUGUUACUACAGAAAGAGUAUGUGGUAGCUGCUCGGUUUUCAAAACUACUGGGCGACGACAACUACACGACGUAUCUCAAGGGUCGGAUGCAUGUAGCGUUGGGAGAGAACCACCUAGCUUCGAUUUGCUUUCAGAAGGCUGCAUAUCACCUCGGCGUCGGCAUGUUCAGCCUCGAAGAUGCGGAUACCAUCAACUUGAUCCCGGUAGACCAGCAAGAUUCGUUCUCGGAUGGUCUCCCCAAGUACUAUCACCACGUCCUUGGACUGUUUGAGAAGGUCAAGGCGUACACAUACGUGGCAGAUUUUGCUCGACUAGGCCUCAGAGCGUUGAACGGAAAUGAGAACGAAGAGCUGAAGACGGACCUUCUUCUACGCCUUUUCACUGCAUCUGUCCAGACUUCGAGGUUCGACGAAGCAUACACAGCACUUACCAGACACACCAAUUCAGCACUCAGAUUCUCAGACUUGCGUAAACUUGUCAAAGUGAUGAUUCAGCAAGACCAAACGCAAGCACUCUUGAAGUUCCCGUUCGUUGGACUGGUGGAUGAUGUCGAUAACAUCCUUACUGAUCUCUGCCACAAUACUCUGAACCUUUCCUCUGGCCCUCCAUACUAUGAGAUACUAUACGCUUUCCGCAUAUCGAGAAACAACUUCCGAGGCGCAGCUGCCAUCUUAUAUGAGCGACUCCAGCGGCUCAAGACAACCUCAUCACAGGCCCACGACCCCGCGGAUGAAUCAUUAACGCAAUGCUACCUCAUGAUCAUCAACACACUAUCAUCUGUCAGCAAAGAGGACGCAUAUCUCCUCGCAGAUCAACGCAUUGCCGAUCCAGGGGCGCCACAGUGGGGUCUCGGGAAAGCAAAGAAGUCCUUGACCAGGCAGAUCGUGACGCUCGAUUCCCUGAGAAAAGAGUACCAGGCCGAGUUGGACCGUGUAGAAGCAAUUGAGAACGGACAAUACCCCUUCCUGGAUAAUGGCGACGACAUGGACAUCUUGUAAUGCCGAUGUUAUGGGCUUCUUAGCGUGGCGUUUCUUGUUUCAUUUAUUGGGAUGGGUCCGGUCAGAUCAAAUGGAAUCUUGGAAGAGAGUCGGGGAAGGAACUGAAGGAAUUCAGAAAUUCACUUUGUAGCAUUGGGCUUUACCCUCAUAUAUGUAGUACCUAAAGUAAAAGAAUCUUACC
Messenger RNA from Aaosphaeria arxii CBS 175.79, 3902 nucleotides. RefSeq lists its product as uncharacterized. The transcript has 3 exons. The coding region runs from base 83 to 3721 and encodes 1212 amino acids. The record is from RefSeq and is a predicted model, not a curated record. Gene Ontology annotation, cellular component: nuclear pore. Lineage: Eukaryota; Fungi; Ascomycota; Dothideomycetes; Pleosporales. Gene Ontology annotation, molecular function: protein binding; structural constituent of nuclear pore.